Messenger RNA from Cynara cardunculus var. scolymus (artichoke), 1342 nucleotides. Its product is annotated as UDP-rhamnose/UDP-galactose transporter 2-like. The record is from RefSeq and is a predicted model, not a curated record. Gene Ontology annotation, molecular function: UDP-galactose transmembrane transporter activity; antiporter activity. Gene Ontology annotation, cellular component: Golgi apparatus. The transcript has 6 exons. Lineage: Eukaryota; Viridiplantae; Streptophyta; Magnoliopsida; Asterales; Asteraceae. Bases 208 to 1221 code for a protein of 337 amino acids.
UGGUUGAUACCUUACGUGAGCAAUGUGGGGGGGUUUUGCAUUUCACAGAUGCUUCCAUCUUCAGUUCUUCAUCAUCAGGUCAGGGUUGCAUACCCAUCCCAAUAAACGAGAUGCAUCACUAAAAAGCAAGUAGUGUCACAGAUCUCGAUUCGAAAUCUGUGGUUCAUCAAUAGGAUUUGACUACACACUUGUGUGAGACUGAGAGAAAUGGAGAACGAGAAGAAAUCUUCACCCGUCUCUGAUGUGGGUGCAUGGGCUAUGAAUGUUAUAAGCUCUGUUGGAAUCAUUAUGACCAACAAACAACUCAUGUCCUCCACCGGUUAUGCUUUCACCUUCGCCACAACAUUAACAGGAUUCCACUUUGCUGUAACUGCACUUGUGGGGUUUGUAUCAAAUUCUACUGGCUACACUGCAUCAAAGCAUGUUCCAUUGUGGGAACUCCUCUGGUUUUCAAUUGUUGCAAACAUGUCCAUCACUGGGAUGAACUUCAGCCUCAUGCUAAAUUCAGUCGGAUUCUACCAAAUAUCGAAACUAAGCAUGAUUCCGGUGGUAUGUGUAAUGGAAUGGAUCCUUCACAAUAAGCAUUACUCAAAGGAAGUUAAAAUUUCUGUUCUGGUUGUGGUUAUCGGCGUGGGUGUUUGCACUGUGACUGACGUCAAAGUUAAUGGUAAAGGCUUUAUAUGCGCUUGUGUAGCAGUUGUGGCGACAUCAUUGCAACAAAUUUCGAUAGGGUCAUUGCAAAAUAAGUACUCGGUUGGAUCAUUUGAAUUGUUGAGUAAGACGGCUCCAAUUCAGGCCCUCUCGCUUCUUGUAUUUGGUCCCUUUAUCGACUACUAUCUGAGUGGAAAUUUUGUAUUAAGUUACAUGAGGACCAUAUCUUCUGGAGCGAUUUUGUUCAUACUCCUUUCAUGCUCCUUGGCAGUUUUCUGCAACAUUAGCCAGUACCUUUGCAUUGGGCGUUUCUCAGCAGUUUCGUUCCAGGUUUUAGGUCAUAUGAAAACAGUGUGUGUCUUGACCUUGGGCUGGCUCUUAUUUGAUUCGGAGCUGAGCUUAAAGAACAUUUUGGGGAUGCUUGUUGCAGUUGCUGGCAUGCUUAUUUAUAGCUGGGCAGUGGAGCUUGAAAAAGCAGCAGCUAGCUUAAGCUUAACCCAAGAGGAAUUAAAUUUAUUGAAAAACCAGCCUCCUAUCAAGGAUUAUGAGCUUGGUCAUGAAUCUAAAUAGAUUAAUUAACAUUAUAUUUUUGAUAUUUAUUUCAGUUGUCAUUUGUACAGUGUACAAUGAACACAAGCUAUUUAUAUUCCUUCACUUAAUUGUUGAAUUGAAUCACCUUGCUCAAAUUCUA